Messenger RNA from Gigantopelta aegis, 2500 nucleotides. Its product is annotated as alpha-N-acetylgalactosaminidase-like. Gene Ontology annotation, molecular function: alpha-galactosidase activity. The transcript is spliced from 8 exons. Bases 249 to 1463 code for a protein of 404 amino acids. Gene Ontology annotation, cellular component: cytoplasm. Lineage: Eukaryota; Metazoa; Mollusca; Gastropoda; Neomphalida; Peltospiridae. Gene Ontology annotation, biological process: glycosylceramide catabolic process; oligosaccharide metabolic process; glycoside catabolic process. The record is from RefSeq and is a predicted model, not a curated record.
UUCAUUGUACAUUCGUUCAAUUUAAAAAUAAUAUAAAAUACUAAAAUGCCUUUUCGAAUCCUUCUUUGAUGAUUACAUAAUUACACAUUGUUUUGAAGUUACUUCUUAUUUGUAGUACUUAAUGAUAACAACUUGUGCAAGUGGUAUACUGUCAGUAUAUAACAGAAAACCAUGGCGGUGCUCUGGCAAAAAGGUUUCUAAAUGAACGUGUUCGUGGUCAACCUUUUUUGAAGAAAAUUUUGCAGACAAUGAUGACAAAGAUGAUGUUACUCGUCCUGCUAGUGUUACUAGGAGUUACUCACUCGCUGGAUAAUGGUCUGGCCAGAACUCCGCCAAUGGGAUGGAUGUCAUGGCAACGAUUUAGAUGCAACAUUGACUGUAAAGACGACAAAUAUAAUUGUAUAAGCGAGGAUCUGUACAUGGAAAUGGCGGACCACCUGGUGUCUGACGGCUACAAGGAUUUCGGCUACGAAUACGUCAACAUCGACGACUGCUGGGCGGCCAAACAGAGAGACAGCGACGGCAAACUCAGGGCGGACCCAGAGAGAUUUCCCAGUGGAAUCAAGAAACUCGCCGACUACGUUCACAGUAAAGGUCUCAAGCUUGGUAUAUACGGAGAUUUCGGAACCCUGACUUGCGGAGGAUAUCCGGGUAGUAAAUUUUACGAGGAACUGGACGCCCAGACUUUCGCUGACUGGGGGGUCGACUCGUUGAAACUGGAUGGUUGUUAUUCAACUAUAGAUGACUAUGCUGUUGGUUAUCCGUUGAUGGAGUUUUGGCUCAAUAAAACUGGAAGACCUAUAUUGUAUUCCUGUAGCUGGCCGGCCUAUGUCGUUUCUCACAAAAUACCCGACUAUGCCGCUAUAGCUAAGAGCUGCAACAUCUGGCGCAACUACGGAGACAUUGACGAUUCGUGGAGCAGCGUCACCGACAUCAUCCGCUUCUACGGCAACGACAUCGGCAACUUCAGCUCGUUCGCUGGGCCCGGCAACUUCAACGACCCAGACAUGAUCAUAGUCGGUGACUACGGUUUGAGCUUUGACCAGCAACAAGUCCAGAUGGCGCUAUGGGCAAUAAUGGCGUCACCGCUUCUGAUGUCUAAUGACCUAAGAAUUAUCCGAGCAGAAUCCAAAGCAAUCCUGCAAAAUAAGAUGGCGAUAUCAAUAAACCAGGAUCCACUGGGGAUACAGGGAAAGAGAGUGUAUAUGAACAAUAAGUUUGAAAUUUGGACAAGACCUCUGAAAGGUUCAAGAUUUGCUAUUGCCGCGGUGUAUUAUGGGACUGGAGGAGGACCAACAAGACAAAUGACGUCAUUAGGGAAGAUUAGAUUGACCAAUCCAAAUGGAUACAGCCUGACUGACGUGUUCACGGGCCAGCCUGCUGGAAUAUACAGCCUGAACACAACUUUAACUUUACGACCCAACCCGUCCGGCGUUUUGUUUUUCUUAGCUGUCCCACAGUGAGCCCAAUUACUGCAGUAGUCACUCUAUGCAGACCACUUGUCUACAGAGGACAACAAUAAAAUAAACAGACAUGAUACAGUUUGGCCUUUAAAGACAUGUGUAUCGACAAAUCAUAGGUUUUUUUUAACUGUCACCUCGAUAAACACGAAUAAUUUAACAAUUAACUUUCAUUUGUUCUGUCAAUCACAAAAGGUUUGACGUUUAUAAACUCAAAACUAAAAGAAACAUGAUUCAUCAAACACGAGUUCUCUUCUCGAGUGCCCAAUAAUCAGUUAGAAUUAUCUCCCUUUAACAUCAAAUUAUCUCCCUUUAACACCAAACUGAAUGGUCUAAUUAAUAACUAGUAAACUCUUUUACAAGUCACAAAACCACAAUACUGAACUGUGUAACAUGCUAGUCUCGGUCAGCCUCCAGAACUAAACAGUUUGUCUAUGGGCCUCAACAGAAUGUUUGACUUAGUUUUGACUUUAACUAUUCAGACAUAACCCCUCUUAUCACGUAUCACCUCUAACACACGUCCAAGUCAGUCCCCACGAAUUCCUGGGUGUAUUCUCCGCUACAAGAACAAUGUCUCCAACGCUAACGUUUCUCUUUGGUAAAAUCCAUUUGUGUCGCUCUUGGAGCAAAGGUAAAUAUUCUUUCUGCCAUCAACUCCAAAAUAAGUCUGCCAGGUAUUGCACCUGGCGCCAUCUGCGUUUUACAUAAUUGUCUGUGUUACUGAAGUUGCCCGGGGACAAAUGUUCACCUGGUUGUAGAAGUAAUGGGUGAUUAGGUGUAAGUGCUUCUAAGCAUCCUGGUUCGUUUGGCACUAUUGCUAGACCAUCGUCCCACAUCGAUUUUCACUGCUCUGGGGAUGAAUCCGUGGGAGAAAAAUAAAAAAUAAAUAAAAAAGGUUAUCAUCAACAACGUUUAUCUCCCUUGAUUUUAAAAACACACAUUCUUGGAGAUAGAGAUUGGGUAUUUAAUUUUAAUGAACUAAUUAAGAAAAUGAGGAUGUGAUUUACACAACAUCCCCGGCCAGUGCAAAUAAAAUUUUA